Paramisgurnus dabryanus is the source of this 1536-nucleotide messenger RNA. RefSeq names its product hspb associated protein 1 (gene hspbap1). The record is from RefSeq and is a predicted model, not a curated record. NCBI's taxonomy places the organism in Eukaryota, Metazoa, Chordata, Actinopteri, Cypriniformes, Cobitidae.
UUCUGAGCCAAAAUGGCCAUAGUUUCGUUUCCUCUCUAGUUGAGGAAAAUAUCAGCGGUUCUCACGUGAGUUUUGUUUACUAGCAGGAUAAAAGGGAUUUGAGAAUGGAUAGUAAACCUUUUAGGCCAGAUGAGGCGAGGAGGAUUGUCCAGUCUCUGCAGAAACCUGCUGUGUUUCUGAAUAUGACCACAGACUGGCCAGCAUUAAACUGGAAUGUAGAGCAUCUGUCUUCCUGCCUUACAGACAGAAUACAAUUCCGCGUUGGAAGAAAGACAGAGAAUAAGGAUCCCCUUUUUGAAACUGAGUGCUCUUACAUUGAAGCAAAUCUCAAAGAGUUUCUAGACUGGACUGCCAAAGAUAGAGAAUCAGUUGUUGGGCCAUUUUCUGGAUAUCACUCCAAAGAGUUCUGGGUGUAUGCUGAUUACAAGUACAUUGCCCAGCUUUUUCAAAACAAACCCGCCAUGUUUCAGGAUGUACUGUGGUCAGACUUUGGCUUUCCUGGCCGAGAUGGACGUGACAGCACUAUUUGGAUUGGCACACAGGGUGCAAACACUCCAUGUCAUCUUGAUUCCUAUGGUUGCAACCUUGUCUUCCAGAUUCAAGGCAGGAAACGAUGGCACCUCUUCCCUCCCGAUGACACGCCGUGCCUCUACCCGACUCGUAUACCCUACGAGGAAUCCAGCGUGUUCAGCCGGGUCAGUGUUGUCCAGCCUGACCUGAAAAAGUUUCCCGCUUUCAAAAGAGCUCGAGUUCACACGGUCACUCUGCAGCCUGGUCAGGUUCUGUUCGUCCCCAGACACUGGUGGCAUUAUGUGGAGUCACUGGAUCAAGUUACCAUCAGUGUGAACUCCUGGAUCGAGAUGGAUAUAGAUGAUGAGGCCAGAGUAGAAGAAGCUCUUACCAAGACUAUUGUGUGUGCCAUGAAAAGUGUCCCCAGCUUAGACAAUGAAGACCACUGGCUCAAUCCUACUGAGGAAAGAGUAUCAUCUCAUGAUGAAAACAUGCACUAUUUAAACCUGGCUGUUAAAGCUUAUAUGAACAAAAGGAGAGAUGGUACAGAAGACCAGUCCUUAGUUCCAGAACAACACACAGCAGUUAAACGUGACUCCAGUGGACUGUUUAAGACUCCACUGCCUGACCUUUCUUUUGUUGUGCCCUUCGGACCUUAUCUAAUUCCUGUCAAUUGCGCUGAAAAACCCUGCCCAAAAGACGCAUCAUGUUCUCAAGGGUUCAAAGACACCUCGGUAUCUCAAAGUACACAACCACGACUUAAAUGCAAAGGUGAACUUGGCGGUGAUGGUGAACUUGAUCAAAGCUUAGGUGUGCAUGGACAGGAAGCAGGAAAUUCAAGGACAUCGAAUGGACCAGAGAAUGGUGUACGCAUAUCCACCAAUGAUAUGCUAGAGUGCCUGGUACACCCUGAUGUCAUCGCUCUGAUUACAAGACUUGUUGUGCGCAGACAAACAGAACUUAACUCUUAAUAAACUGCAUUUUUUUAUUGUAAAUCUUUAUAAAUAAAAGACACCAUGUUGAUUA